This is a messenger RNA of Sphaerodactylus townsendi, 3883 nucleotides long. It is a transcript of the gene FAM167A, whose product is annotated as family with sequence similarity 167 member A. NCBI's taxonomy places the organism in Eukaryota, Metazoa, Chordata, Lepidosauria, Squamata, Sphaerodactylidae. The coding region runs from base 414 to 1082 and encodes 222 amino acids. The record is from RefSeq and is a predicted model, not a curated record. The transcript is spliced from 3 exons.
UCCAACUGGAAUAGUACUGUGGUAUCCAGGCAACAGCCCUGACGCAACCACACACACAUUGAGAAGAAGUCCUUUGAACAAAAAAAAAAAUCCCCACACAUUUUUCAAAGCCAAGAGAGACACAGACAGUAACCUGGAGGUGGGGAGAGUACGAGGAAUUGCUGCUGAUCUGCACGGAUUCAAGUUGGAAAACAGAGUGAUGCCGAGCAAGAAAUGAAAUCACAUCCCGAGAAUAUCAAUGGGGGAAGUCCUCCCACACCCCUCGACGCCUGAUGGUUCUCUGUGUUUCUAAAGGAGUAUCCUGAGCUGAGGAGAGAGAAAAACUGAGGUUUCUGGCCCAAAGGAGCUUUGGAGCAGGGAAUCAUUGUGUGGAUGGUAUUGUCUGGAUCAUAGAUCCCGCUGUUACCCUUCUCAUGAAUGUUUAUGAGAUUCCACAAGAAAAUAAGAUGUCUCUUCCAAAAAUUCAGAUUGAAGAAAUGCUGGACAGUGUGGAUUAUGAAACCAGAGAUGGACCUCCUUCUGAUGACUACCUGAGGAAUCUGAAAGCUCUGACAGAGAAAUUGAGGCUGGAGACAAGGAGACCUUCCUAUUUGGAGUGGAAGGCCAAAUUGGAAGGGCUGACAUGGAAAAGCCACCCCCAACCCCCUGAGGAAGCUGAGAAACAAGACAAGAAGCUGACCGAGGAAAGUGUGACCAUCCAGGAGGGGCAGGUACACAUCAAUGGGACCUCUUCCAAAGAGCAAGUGAUUCUAGCAUCAAGUAAAAUCAGUGGCUUUGAGAAUAUCAGUGAAGCUCUAAAUUGGCUUAGGAAAGAACUGAUGGAAAUGCGCCUCCAGGAUCAGCAGUUGGCUCGGCAGCUCAUGCGCUUGCGCAGUGAUAUCAAUAAGCUCAAGAUUGAGCAGACGUGCCACCUUCACCGGCGUAUGCUGAACGACGCUACCUACGAGUUAGAAGAGAGGGAUGAGCUCUCUGACCUCCUCUGUGACUUCCCGCUCACAUCUUCCUUCAGCCUCUCCACUCCACUAAAGCUCAUUGGCGUGACAAAAAUGAACAUCAACUCCCGGAGGUUCUCGCUUUGUUAGAGGGAGGGAGGUUGAGCUCAAGAAAUGGGUUUGGUGGGAGGAGCUUAUCAGAAGGAGGCUCUUUGUUGCUUUGUCUGACUGGAAGGCUCAGGAGAGAGCAGCAGAAGAUAAGGGAAGACAGACAGAAACUCACAAGCACUCUUCCACUAGGCCAAUAUAUGGCUGGGCUGUGGUGACUGUAAAGAUUACAGGACGAACUCCAAAUGAGAACAACGUGGUGCCUAAAAGAUUAAUGCUAGAGACCCAUGGUCCUGCAGUCUGAAAUAUGCUUAUAAUUGCACUGGAAGAAGUGUGGAAGAAAAAAAUAGCUGGGGGUCCAAAUUUAAGGAUAGUGUGGGAGAAACCCAGCCAUGCUCUGUUACUAAAGCUCUCUGGCCUACUUCAGAUCUGAUGGGGUGGUAAGAAACCCAUACUGCUGCAAUAAAAAGACACACUCAGUUUCCAAUGGAGAGGACCCCUCUUGCCACAGUAUCAGUUAAACAGCAGAGACGUCUAACAAUUGUUACGAACAAAGAUCAGCGCCGUAGGAUCUCCAUUUUCAGAUGCAGAAUGCAGAUGCUAGAGACAAGCCCCAGCAGAUGGCAGUCACUGUCUCACCUUAAUUUUGAACUCCCAGAGCCAUCUCGUCAGGGAAUGAUGGAGACUGAAGUCCAGACUUCCAAUAAUGGUGGGCCAAGGGGACUGCACCUGAAAAGGCACUGGGGUUGGGUAGGGAGAUGGGAUGGACAGGACACGAUAGGACACAAGAUCUCCUGGAAUCACCACACCAUGUCAGAGAUCUGGAUCAGGGCCUUGCAGCAAUUUUUAAAGAACUACAAAUGCUGUAAAAUAGUGUAGGCAGCCACAGGAUGGACCUGUGCCGACUAACUCUUACAGUUUGGAUCAUAGUUCUGGAUUAGAUAGAUCAGUGGUUCUCAGCCUGGGGGUUGGGACCCCUUUGGGGGUCGAACGACCCUUUCACAGGGGUCGCCUAAGACUCUCUGCAUCAGUGUUCUCCAUGUGUAAAAUGGAUAAAUGUUACGAUUGGGGGUCACCACAACAUGAGGAACUGUAUUAAAGGGUUGCAGCAUUAGGAAGGUUGAGAACCACUGAGAUAGAGCUUUGGUUUGAUCCAACCUACUAAUUUAUUUGCCCUUAAUCCCAAAGAUAUGCAUAUGGUGCCAGCUCUCCAAAUAUGCAGUCACCCAGUGCAGAUACAUUCAUGUACAACAACAAUGUACACACCAUCACAUAUCUAGCAGGGCAGACAACACUCCAGGCAAAAUAAAAUUUGCCCUAGCUUAUUUGGAUGCAAGGUCAGGGCUCCUUCUCCUCUCAGCCAUUUUUGAAAGCUGUAUCCUUCCUGGACCCUGUUCUUCUAAUAUCCACUGUGCUCGACUCUUACACCCUCCUUGGGGUGCACAACUCCAUUCUAGAAGGCUUCACCACCCGGUUCCUCCCAGAGUCCCACAUUUUUCCUUUCAAGAGCUGGCAAGUCCAAUAGCACAAAUGUGCUUCAGCCCAAAACUCCGUGGCCUUCCCUCAAGCCUCCCUCCAAGUUGUGUACUGUGUGGUUUUUCAGGCCUCCCUUUGAAGUUCUGUCAAGCCCCAAAUUCCCAACUGCGAGCUUCUGUUUAAAGAUGAAGCCUAAUAUGUAUUUAUGACAUCAGGUAGCUGAAGAAUAAUUCAUUAGGUGCCAAAUGCACCUCACCAGAUAAUCAUCCUCUUUUCUUCAAGGAUUUUCCAUCACUGUCAAUCACACUGCCACACAAAUACACUAAACAAUCUCAAUCUCUCUCCCCCUCCCCCCAUUUCCAAAGCUGCCACAUGACCCAGUUGUCUAGGCACAGGGCAUAUUGCCUGGUACCUUCUGACUGCCCGGAUUCCCAGAUUUCAUUUAUUUUUUUAAAAGUAAAUCUUUAAUUUGUGCAGGGGAGGGAUGGUGGCAUGUAUAGCCCUAUCUCAUCCGUUCCUGAAAGUUAAGCGGGGCUAGUAUUUGGAUAGGGGACCACCAAGGAAGACUCUGCAGACUCUUCUUCUCACUUGCUUUGAAAUCCCCUUGCUGUGGUUGCCAUAAGUUGCUUGUGACUUGAUGGUGCUCACCUACAUAACCCUUCCAGACCCAGAGAUAUGAUGCAAAACAAAUUACUCAAUUAGUAGCGCGAAGGAAGCCUGCUCCCAUCUACCAUUGUUCUAGUUGGUGUAGGAAGUCACAACUAUGAUGAAUAUGCUUACUACAUCUCUUCCUUGCCAACAUCACUGUGAUCUGAAAAGAAAGCAUUGGCAACAUGGCUGGGGAAAAUAUUUUUUUGUGAUAGUGUUAGGAACAGACACAGUAACUGGUGGAUGACAUAUCCAGUUAUGUGCUUGAUUUUGCAUAAUUAGCCCGUUUGUGUAGUAUGACAAAUUAGGUCACCUGGAUUUACAGGACUGCUGCUCUCCUUCUACCAAAAGUACCUUCUUGAACUGUGGCUUUCUUAACUAAUCGCAACACUAUUAGGCUGCAGCAAGAAGACAACGCCCCAAAGAUUUUAAUCUGUCUGGCGCAUGAGACAUAUUGAAAUUGUAUUCAUUGCCUUCAUUAAAGUUUGCAUUGCUCAAUUUAUUUUGCAAAAAGGCAAUUACCAUUACGUUGGGGAUAUGUUAUAUAUAAACAUCCAUUCAAACUUGGUCCUGAGUUUGCCCACCUGCACCUGUGCCUGCUGAAUUUUAAAGGAUUAUUGUUUAAUGACAUUUCAUUUUUUGACUCUGAUCAAUGAAAAAAAAUGGGAUAAAAGGGAAAAAAACUGAAGUGCAGAAUUAAAUAAACCAUUUAAACAGAA